Colossoma macropomum (tambaqui) is the source of this 900-nucleotide messenger RNA. Its product is annotated as phospholipase A2, minor isoenzyme-like. Gene Ontology annotation, molecular function: phospholipid binding; calcium ion binding. Bases 254 to 808 code for a protein of 184 amino acids. Gene Ontology annotation, biological process: phospholipid metabolic process; arachidonate secretion; lipid catabolic process. NCBI's taxonomy places the organism in Eukaryota, Metazoa, Chordata, Actinopteri, Characiformes, Serrasalmidae. The transcript is spliced from 5 exons. The record is from RefSeq and is a predicted model, not a curated record.
UGUGGGGAUGCUGUUCAGUGGAUUGCUGUCAGACAGGUUGGCUCACAUGUGUGAUGAGACUAGACACCGUCAUUAGAACCAAAGAAGAGACAAAGAGGUGGAUGAAGAGGAGGGUGAAUGGGUAAAAGAUCAUAUAAGACAGAUAAAUAGAUAGGAGUGAAAGCAGAGGAAAAACAGACUCUAAUGCCAAACUGAAAGCUUGACACUGCUGGCUUUGCUUGAUGUAGAGGUGCUGGACGUUACAGAAUAAGUGAUGGAGUUCGGUGCUGCUGUGCUGCUGCUGCUGUACGUGAACGUGCUGGUUUGUGGGAGCGAUGCGAACAUAAACUGGAAUGAGCGUAAUUUGGUGCAGUUCAGAGAGAUGAUUAAGUGCGUUCUGCCGAAUAGCUCUCCGCUGGAAGACUUUGCGGAUUACGGCUGCUUCUGCGGAUUGGGAGGUCAGGGAACGCCGGUGGACCAACUGGACCAAUGCUGCUUUGUUCAUGAUAACUGCUACUCAAAGGCCUCAAAUCUCAGCUCCUGUGACUCCCUCCUGGACAGCCCCUACGUCAACACCUACAACUUCCGCUGUGACUCCUCCACCAACAACGUCACCUGCCUGAGCAGUAAUAAAGAGUGUGACAUGUUUAUCUGCGAGUGCGACCGAGUGGCCUCAGCGUGUUUUGGAGUUGCUCCCUACAACACAUCCAACAACCAUCUGUCCUCCAGCCUAUGUAAAUCAGCCUCCGGGGGGUCCAGCAGCUCCACACUGACCACUGUCUCUCUCGCACUGAUCCUAGUACUCAAGCUGACCAGCAUGGCCUACUGACCUCAGACCCCUAGGAAUCAUUAUGCACUGAAAUUGCACAUACAGUAGUUUGUUUGUAGGGGUAUGAUAAAUAAAGAUGCUGUUUUACAGUU